AUGGCGGAAGGCUUUGCCAAGGACGCCCCUCAAGGGUUUAGAAACUACGUAAAGAACGUCGCCAUUGUCGGGGCUGGUGGUAACAUCGGAAGGGCCCUCGCAGAGCAGCUUCUCAAGACAGGGAAACACACAGUGACUGCCAUCACGCGAACGGACAGCACGAGCAGCCCGCCCCACGGUGUGAAAAUAGCCUCCGUCAACUACCAAAACCAUGAUUCUCUCGUCGCAGCCCUGAAGGGCCAAGACUUCCUGAUCAUCACCCUCUCUCUGAGCGCUGCGCCGGGUACCCACACCUCCCUCGUCCGAGCCGCGGCCGAAGCAGGCGUUCCCUACGUCAUGCCCAACGCCUACAGCAUCAACGUUCACAGCGAAGGCAUUCAGAGAGAUGUCCCAAUCGCGAAAGUCGUCCUGGAAAACAUUGCAGAGGUCCAGAAAGCUGGAUUGAAAUCAGUCACACUAAUCAAUGGGUUCUGGUACGAGUACAGCCUUGUCGCGGGCCCUAGCACUUUUGGGUUUGACCUCAAAAGCCGGACCGUCACCCUCUACGACGACGGCAGGAAGGCCAUCGACAUCUCCACAUGGGCGCAGUGUGGCCGCGCUGUGGCUUCGCUGCUGAGCCAAAAGAUACUCCCCGAGGACGACAACGACAGGUCGACAACAAUCUCCCAAUUCGACAACAAGACUGUCUUUGUCUCAAGCUUCAGGGUCAGCCAACGGGAUAUCCUGGACAGCGUUAUGAGAGUGACGGGGACCGCGGACAGCGAUUGGAAACUCGAACACGAGAACAGCGAAAAGAGGUACAAAGACGGCGUCGAUGAGUUGAACCAAGGCAAGCAGGACGGGUUCUUGAAGAUGUUGUAUGCUCGCGUGUUCCAGCCUAGCGGCGAUGCGGACUUCGAGUCUGACAACGACUUGCUGGGUCUUCCGGUCGAAGACCUGGACGAGGCCACGCGCAAAGCUCUUCUGGUCUAG
Messenger RNA from Colletotrichum destructivum, 972 nucleotides. Its product is annotated as Putative NAD(P)-binding domain, NAD(P)-binding domain superfamily. Gene Ontology annotation, molecular function: oxidoreductase activity. The record is from RefSeq and is a predicted model, not a curated record. The transcript is spliced from 2 exons. NCBI's taxonomy places the organism in Eukaryota, Fungi, Ascomycota, Sordariomycetes, Glomerellales, Glomerellaceae. The coding region runs from base 1 to 972 and encodes 323 amino acids.